AUGUCCAAAUACCAAACUCUCUAUAAAGCCAUACGUAAAUAUCUAAUGACCUUCAAUAAUUACCAAUAUUAAUCAUGGAAAAAGCAUAACUAUACUUAGUGGGCCGAUCUUUCAUUCAGACCAUUAAUUAUUAUUUAGAUCAUUUUUAUCAUCUUUAAAUUAUCAACUUUAGCUAAUAAUACAUUAAUGUGGACUAUUUUUGGACUUCAGAUUUUUGUUCAUUUGAUCCUCUUUUCAUUUGUUCCAAAAAUCAUUUUAUAUGAAUCAAAAUUUUUGUAGAUUGUACCUUUAAUUUAGCAAGAAUGUCUUUAUAUCCUUUGUUACUUUGUUUUAGAUGAAAGCUACCUUAUCUUUUACACUACUAUUUGUGUAAUCUUUCAAAGCAUGUACUUAACAAUCUUAUGUAAGGGAUUUGCUAUACUUAUUUUUUAUAUUUAAACUUUCUUUUUUUCCAAUAUUUCCACUUUUGAAGGAUUAUAUCUUACCAUCGCUCUCUUAAUUAUGUAAAUCAUAAGAAAAGAACUUUAAUAAAUGUAGCAUUUCAACAAUUUAUAAGCUUUAUUUUUAAUUAUUGAUUCUACGCCUUAAGCUAUGUGUAUUGCUCAUAAAGAUAAAAAUUGGUUACUCUAUUCCAACAAAGUAUUUGAUAAUUUAGCUUAUAAAUUAGAAAGUACAAAUCAUUCAGAAACUGAUUAAUCUCCAGAAAAAACAGCAACUAACAAUUCUACUAAAAAUUAACUAAGUUUUUUGUAAAAUUUGUAAUUAGAUGAAUUAAAUAAUAAUUAAAAGUCUGCCCAAUUUGAUUUGGAUGAUGAUGAUCUAUAUAUUGAUGAUCAGUGUAAAAUAAAGAAUGUAAUAUAUAACAAAGAUAAAAACACAAUUUAAUCUACGAGAACAUUUUUUAAUGAAACUUCAACAGAUAGACCUAAAAAUCAUGUAUAAUUUUAAAAGUUUUUCCAAUCAUUUAAAAAUCCUGAAGAUGAAUCUAUAAUAAAAAAAACAUUUACAUCAGAUGUAACUAUGAAAAUUGAAGUUAAUAAUCCUCCUUAAUUGUAUUUGUCAUCAGCAGGAAAAAAGAGUCCACGUAAAAAAUCUAAUAUUCCAAAUAAAGUACCUAAACCAUAUAUGACUCCAAGUAGAAAAAUAUCUGCAGAUUGUUUAUUAAGUAGUAAGGAGGGUAGGAGUUCAGGUCAUAAGUAAUCUCUAUUGGAUUAAGAUGUAAAUAUGAUAAAUAAAUCGAAACCUAUAUAUGUUCACAAAAUGAAAUUCUUAAUUAAUGUAUUAGAAAACUGUAAAUUUUUUGAUAAUGAUGAUGAAUUACAAAUAUAUUUCAUUCAUGAGGUGAAUUAAAUUCUUUUAAAAGCUAAAUUAAAAAAAUUAGAAUCAAUAAAAAAGAAUCUAUUAAGAUCUAUCUCUCAUGAAUUACUCACAAAUUUAAAUGCUGUAUUUGGAUUCAUCAAACAAAGUUAGGAUAGAUUAUUAAAACAAGAAUCUUGUCAUUUGUAAUUAGAAUAAGCAUUAAGUUAUACAAAAUUACAACUAUAUAAGAUAUAUGAUUUCUUUGAUUAUAGAGAUAUUUUAGAGGAUAGUUUUUAAUUGAAAUAAGAUUAAUUUGAUAUAAACACAGUAAUUUUGGAAUGUGUAGAUUUGUUUAGAAAUUAGAUUGAAAGGAAAUCCUUAUUAAUUAAUGUAAAAUUACCUGAAAGUUCUUAUAUUAUAAGUGGAGAUAGAUAAAGAAUAUGUUAAGUACUAUUAAAUUUGAUUGGAAAUUCAAUUCGUUUUACUUAUAAAGGAGGAAUUAGUAUAAUAGUUCAAAAAUAAGAAUAUAUAGAGUCAAUGGAAGGGAUUGAUGUAAAUUCUUGUAUUUUAGAAGAUAGUAAUAAUUUACUUGAAGUAUAAGUGAAUGAUACAGGAAUAGGUAUGACAGAAGAUGAGUUAAGUAUUUUAAGAAAAAAGGUAUAAUUUUAAAUUUAGAGUAGCUACAUUUAACUGAUGAAGAUGAAAAAGUAUCUAAACAUUCAGUUGGUAUUGGAUUAGGAUUAUCAGUUAGCAAACAAAUAAUAAAGUUAAUGGCACCAAAAAAUUAAAAUUAUCUCUCUGUUGAAUCUACAAAAGAUGAAGGAACACGAUUUAAUUUUGUUUUAAAUUACUUUUAAGAAUCUAAUCAAAAUUGUAAUUCUUUAUAAAAAUCUAAUAAUCAUAUUAUUCCAUAUUUAGAUGCUCAAAGUACUUAAUAAGUUCGUGUUAUGAAUUAUAAUAAAUGUAAUAAUAUUCAAAUAACAAAUAAAGGUUGUUAAUCAGAAAUGUAGAUUGAUAUACUUUUAAAUUCAUGCAAUUGUAAAAUAGUUUUAAUUGUUGAUGAUGAAGAAUUUAAUAUUGAAGUUCUUUCACAUAUGGUUUAAUAAUUAGGAUUUAAUAUAGAUUCAGCAUUUAAUGGUAAAUAAGCUUUAGAAAAGGUGUAAACAUAAUUACUUAAAAGAUGUAAUAAAUUAAAUUGUGUUGGGUAUAAUUGUAUAUUAAUGGAUAUUAAUAUGCCUAUGAUGAAUGGAUGGGAGACUGUUUAAAGAAUAAGACAAAUAGAAAAUGAAAUUCAUCUUACCAGAACUAUUCCAGUUAUUGCAGUUACAGGUUUCUGUAGUAUUAAAGAUUAAUAAAAGAGCAUUAAUGAAGGAUUUAAUAGUGUCUUAAUAAAACCUGCUACAAAAGAGAAAUUAAUCGAAACUUUUAAUCAUCUAAGCAUCUGA
Molecule: messenger RNA, 2744 nt
Organism: Paramecium sonneborni
Lineage: Eukaryota; Ciliophora; Oligohymenophorea; Peniculida; Parameciidae
Source: the annotation of a GenBank genome assembly